GCAUGGAGUUUAUCUGUGAUCAGAGCCGUCAUCUGUAUCGGUUUGGUAAGUGCAAGUGAGGAUUUUCUUCAAAAUUACAAGAAAAUACGUGCAAAUAUUAAGUGAUUUGUGCAAAAGUCAGUGCCUAGUGGUUACCAUUUUAACAAGCAACAAUCACGAAAAUAUUCGACGAACAUGUUUUCAUUUCACAAGCCGAAAGUUUACCGUUCGUCUACCGGUUGUUGCAUCUGCAAAGCCAAGUCCAGCAGUUCGAGAUUUACCGACAGCAAAAAGUACGAGGAGGACUUUUUGAAAUGCUUCAAAUUGGCAACGCCGCGCCAAGGUGAAAUAUGUAAUGCGUGCGUGCUAUUGGUCAAGAGGUGGAAGAAGUUGCCGGUGGGGUCCGAACGUAACUGGAAACAUGUGGUGGACGCCAGGGCAGGUCCCGGAAUGAAAUCCCUUAGUAAAUUUAAAACAAAGAACAAGAAGAUGAGCCUUGGAGGAGGUGACAAAUUAAAAAAGAAACACUUUGAUAGAGAGUACAGUCCUGUUUUGUCGGAUCAUGAGGACAUGGAUAUGCACGAUUUGGACUGCUUGUCUGAAGAGGCGCGUAGUGUUGGGUCAUCAAGAAAUGAGAGUCCUGGUGUAAGUGAUAACGAAGACCACUUGGAGCAACAUCAAACAACUCGGGGUAGGAGGCGUAAAGCCAAGCCGAGGAAACUGGAAGAUAUGCACUAUCAGGUUGGCAGUUUUAUUGACCUGGACUAUUGGAGGAAAGAAACGAUUUGCUGUGGCACAAUAUUCCUCGGGCAAAAUGACGAGAUUAUGGUGGAAACUAGAUCGUUAAAACCGUGUUCGGCCCGUAUGGCGAUGCACAAAGCUAAAGCAAUUAUUGCCGCGACACCGAUUAACAUCUCCGAAGGCCCGGUGAAGUCGGUGUAUAGCGAUAGCAGUUCGGAUUCUGGCUACGAUGAUUGUUCCAAUCAAGGGAUUGCAAUGUCUCCAGAAGCUACAGUAGAACACGCCAACCGACUUUUAGAAGCGGCAAAUCGAGUGCUCGUGCAGGAAAACAGGACGGUCGUGCAGGAAAAUUGCGUUGUAACCCAACCUAUUGACUUAAUGUGCCACGAGACGUUGUUCCCCCAAGAAAAGGAGGUGAGAAAUUUGGUGAUCGGAGACAGUCUCGGCCUUUAUCAAUCGCAAGAAACGAUCAUACGUCAUUAAUGAACGUGUUGCGGUGAGUUUUCUAGAUUAACGUUAGUUUGGGCUGUAAUUUGUGGUGAUGCCGGCUCGGACUGUUUGUCCUUCGACCCAGAUAUAUUGGACUUUUAAUUUCGUAAGGUGCAAGAAGUUUUACUGUUAUGGUGCAUUAUUUUAUAAUUGAUAUAGUUUCUGGUGUACUUAAUUUCGCUAAAACUGUGGCACAAAUUGUGUUCUUUUAUGGAACGGCUCGUUAUUGUCUUUUAGGCGAUUUCGGGUCGACCGAUUGAUAAGUUAUAUUAUGUAUAGAAAUAGAUAUAUUAUGAUUAUGGUAAUAUAUAGUAAUUUAUUUAUAA
Anthonomus grandis grandis is the source of this 1535-nucleotide messenger RNA. RefSeq names its product SIN3-HDAC complex-associated factor. The record is from RefSeq and is a predicted model, not a curated record. The coding region runs from base 175 to 1203 and encodes 342 amino acids. Gene Ontology annotation, biological process: negative regulation of cell migration. Lineage: Eukaryota; Metazoa; Arthropoda; Insecta; Coleoptera; Curculionidae. The transcript has 8 exons.